Drosophila eugracilis is the source of this 6607-nucleotide messenger RNA. It is a transcript of the gene DNApol-theta, whose product is annotated as DNA polymerase theta. NCBI's taxonomy places the organism in Eukaryota, Metazoa, Arthropoda, Insecta, Diptera, Drosophilidae. Gene Ontology annotation, biological process: double-strand break repair via alternative nonhomologous end joining; DNA-templated DNA replication. The record is from RefSeq and is a predicted model, not a curated record. Gene Ontology annotation, molecular function: DNA-directed DNA polymerase activity; DNA binding; ATP binding.
UGCAAUGGCGUUUUCGCAGUCAUUUGACUUUGGAAAUAGCACGUUCAUGGAGCUGGAAAAAGGGAUACAAGCGGCUGGAAAAGAGAACACACAUGCCGGCAACCCAAAUAUCCAAGGAGCAGCAGUUAGCAAGGAUUCUAAGACCCCAAGUCAGGACAAUUACUCGGAUUUUUUUCGGGACGAGUUCUCAUACGAAAUUAAUCAAGCCAAAAAACCUUUAGAGCAGUCAAUGAUCAAUGUUUCUCAGAUUCAGGACCGUCUGGAAGUCGCCUCCCAUACAGAUUCAGAUUUGAGCACCUCGUCAGCUUUCGAUGCCCAGAUUUGCACAGAGGAUGUGUUUGAUAUGGAAGAAAAAAGCAAAGAAGCAGCUCAGGAGCUGCCCAGUCUGGAUGAAAGCAGUUUCCUCUGUCCCGCGCAGGAUCCGGAGGCUUCCCAACAACUGAAGGAGGACAUCCUUCGUAGUCGCUGCGUCUUGGCCAAGCAGAAUGUCUAUCACGAGAUCUCUCAGGUCACCCAGAACUUAAGCAGUAUGUCGCCCAACCAACUGCGAGUGUCGCCUAACUCCUCCAGAGUCCGGGAUGCGGUACCUAAGAUUACAGAUGCUCCUCCGGACCUGGAGUCUCAUAAAUCAAUAGCCUCCUGGAAUCUACCCUUCAGCAUACAGGAGGAAUACAAGAAAAAGGGUGUCGUUCAGAUGUUCGACUGGCAAGUGGAGUGCCUUUGCAAGCCAAGAGUGCUUUUCGAGCACUGCAAUCUCGUGUACUCCGCACCCACGUCUGCAGGAAAAACGCUGGUCAGUGAGAUUCUCCUGUUAAAAACUGUCCUUGAGCGCGGGAAGAAGGUGCUAGUUAUAUUGCCCUUCAUCUCGGUUGUGCGCGAGAAAAUGUUCUAUUUGCAGGAUCUGCUCACACCGGCUGGUUACCGCGUGGAAGGAUUUUUCGGGGGUUAUACACCACCCGGAGGCUUUGAAAGCCUGAACGUGGCAAUCUGCACAAUCGAGAAGGCAAACUCCAUUGUGAACAAGCUCCUGGAGCAAGGAAAACUGGACACCAUUGGCACCGUAGUCGUUGACGAGGUCCAUCUCAUCUCGGACAAAGGACGUGGCUACAUUCUGGAACUUCUAUUGGCUAAGAUCCUUUACAUGUCGCGUCGCAAUGCACUGCAGAUUCAGGUCAUCACCAUGUCAGCCACUCUGGAAAAUGUAGAUCUGCUAAAAACCUGGCUUGAUGCCGAACUGUACAUAACAAACUAUCGUCCCGUAGCUCUUCAGGAAAUGAUCAAAGUGGGCACAAAGAUCUUUGAUCAGCAGUUAAAGUUCCUGCGCGACCUAUCCCAGCAAAAAGAAAUGCGACAAGCCUUGGGAAACGAUUCUGAUGAUGUCGCCCUGCUCUGCAUCGAGACAUUGCUGGAGGGCUGCUCCGUCAUUGUGUUUUGCCCAUCGAAGGACUGGUGCGAGAACUUGUCUGUUCAGCUAGCCACGGCCAUGCACGUUCUCAUUAAGUCUGGCUCAGAACUGGGCCGACGUUUACGGGCUAAUCUCAAUCCGACGGCUAUCGAGGAAGUAAAACAACAAUUAAGAGACAUCCCCACAGGUCUCGAUGGAGUGAUGUCCAAAGCUGUAACUUAUGCCUGCGCCUUUCAUCAUGCCGGUCUUACUACUGAAGAGCGAGAUAUUGUUGAGGCAGCUUUUAAAGCGGGCUCUUUAAAGGUUCUAGUUGCCACCAGCACAUUGAGUUCUGGUGUUAAUCUACCCGCUCGACGAGUUCUUAUUCGUUCGCCUAUGUUUGGUGGCAAACAAAUGAGUUCCCUGACUUACCGACAAAUGAUCGGACGAGCAGGACGCACGGGCAAGGAUACACUGGGCGAGUCUAUUCUUAUCUGCACUGAGAGCAAUGCUCGAAUUGGAAGAGACCUGGUCACAGCACAGCUGCAGCCGAUAACUUCCUGCCUGGAAAUGGACGGAAGUACCCACUUGAAACGCGCACUACUGGAGGUUAUAUCUUCCGGUGUAGCAAGCACUAAGCAGGAUAUUGACUGCUUUGUAAACUGUACGCUGCUAAGUGCACAGAAGGCGCUGGAAGAGAAGGAACAACCACCAGAGGAGGAUUCGGAUUCCCACUACAUCAAUGAUGCACUGGAUUUUCUUGUAGAGUACGAAUUCGUACGCCUACAAACGAACGAAGAAAUGGAUACAACAGCCUAUGUGGCCACACGGCUUGGUGCCGCAUGUCUGGCUUCUUCAAUGCCGCCCACUGACGGUCUUAUACUCUUUGCGGAGUUGCAGAAAUCCCGUCGUUGUUUCGUCCUAGAGUCUGAACUGCAUGCUGUAUACCUAGUAACUCCCUAUUCUGUGUGCUACCAGCUGCAAGACCUUGAUUGGCUGAUUUACCUGGAUAUGUGGGAAAAGCUGAACCCGGCUAUGAAGAAAGUGGGUGAACUGGUGGGGGUCAAAGAAGCUUUUCUCGUAAAGGCGAUGCGUGGUCAAACAAAAUUGGAUUACAAGCAGAUGCAGAUUCACAAGCGUUUUUAUACAGCAUUGGCCCUUCAAGAGCUGGUAAACGAGACGCCCAUCAACGUGGUGGUGCACAAGUUUAAGUGCCACCGAGGAAUGUUGCAGGGUCUGCAGCAGAUGGCCUCUACUUUCGCGGGUAUUGUUACGGCCUUUUGCAACUCACUGCAGUGGUCAACGCUAGCGCUUAUAGUAUCCCAGUUUAAGGAUAGACUCUACUUUGGCAUCCACAGAGAUCUCAUCGAUUUAAUGCGGCUACCAGAUUUGUCGCAGAAACGUGCCCGUGCUCUUUUUGAUGCCGGAUUUACCAGUUUGGUAGAACUAGCAGGUGCUGAUGUCUUGGAAUUGGAGAAAGUACUUUUCAACUCCCUAAGCUUUGAUUCCGCCAAGCAGCUUGAUCACGAGAACGCGGAGGAGGCGGCCAAGCGAAAUAUGAUACGAAACUUCUUCAUCACCGGCAAGGCGGGAAUGACAGUUGGUGAAGCUGCCAAACUUUUCAUUGGCGAAGCGCGACAGUUUGUCCAGCACGAGAUUGGAGUUGGGAGCAUAAAGUGGACACAGACACAGAUUGACACCAAUGAAAGUCCUAAAUCAACGAGCAAAAACGAGGAUGUGGACAUUCAUAUGUCGCUUGAGGAGGAGCAUUUACAGAUUCAGCAACCACCGAAGCGUAAGCUAUCAAGUGAAGAAAAGCAUGGUUUUGGGAGUGCUUCGACCCACAAGAUUCCUAAACUGGAACCACUGGGCAAUAAACUAAAUAACCCACAGAAAAAAAGUUUAGUCGGAUAUCUAAAUACAAAUGAAAAUAUUUCAAAACAAAGAGAUAAAACAGUUUUAAGUCCGAGUUUGAUUCAAAAGAAUUUCGAGCAAAAACUUCAAACUUUCGAUAAUGGUGAAAAAAUUGAAAGUGGUGUAAAGAACUCUUCUGAAAAGCCUUUGCAACAUAUUGAAAAAAGAAACCAAGACAGGGUUAAAAAGGGAUCUGCGGUUGAGGUAAAGGAUUCACUACCAGUUGACAAAGGCAAGGCAAAGGUGUCCAUUCCUCCUUCAUUUUCUAAUGAAAACAGAAUCCAACCAACAGCGAUUAAUUUCAAGGAAAAAUCUCCAGAAAAAAUCCAGAGACAAACAUCGAAGGUUGAUAAAGAUACCAGUCCAAAAGUCAAAUCACCAAAUGAGGAAAAACCCAGCACCAGUCAUACUGCCCGUAAAGAGAUGCUUCGAAAAGAAAUUGCAGAACGCCGCAGAAUCGCUUUAAUGAAAAUUCAGCAAAAACGUACCGAAAUGGAAAACCAGUCAAAGGAUCCACCCAUACAGGCAAUCAGAAGUACACCAUCUUCCCUUGAACACACUCCGAUUGAAUUAAAUAAUGCUCAGACUUCUCCAAAGACUCAAGGCACUCCACAGCAUCCAAAAUCAGGGAACACCCAACAAAAAGGCUUCUACCCCCAGCAAUCCACCAAUUCCGAAGCCAUUCAAAACUCCUUCCAUUCCAGCAGAGAAUCUUCUGCAACUCCAGCACGCGGAAAUAACAAAGUCUCAUCCCCUCAAUUGCCCCGAAGAAGUCCAAGGAACCAUGUACAGUCCCCAACACCCACACCGAAUCGCACAACUUCAAGAAAGACUUCCACCGCAGAGCAGGAUUUAUUUAUGGCAGACGAUUCCUUUAUGCUUAAUACCGGUCUAACCGCUGCUCUUACAGCCGCUGAGGGAAAGGAACCAGUUUCUUCGGAAACAGACGAGAUUCCUAGCUCCCAGCCCAAGGAACCGGAGGUAUCCUGUGCCCUAACUCCACAUGCAUCCAGGCUGAUGCGUUCAUACCAGUUACGUUCGCAACGCUUGCAGAGUCCCAGUUCGCGAUCACCAAGCAGAUCAACGGUGACCAAAACUUUGCCAAAUGAAAGCAAAACGGAGUUUGAUUCAAAAGGCGGGUCCAAUGUGGCUUCCUCUAUGGAAAUCUCGGAUAUUUCUAUGGAGAACUCAUUAAUGAAAAAUCCACUUCAACUGAAUGCCUCACACAUCCUAAGCUGUUCAAAAGCGGAUGAAAAUGCCUCAAGUUUCUCUAGUAUAGAUAUAAUCGACGUCUGUGGCAACCGGCAAUUGUUUCAAGGCGCUCUCAUGGAACUUCUCGAAGCUCCGCGUUGUGGCUUUAGUGUGGGCCUGCAGGCUCAAGCAGGCAGACAAAAGCCACUGAUUGGAGCCAACCUGUUGAUCAACCAGGUUGCUGCGGCGGAACAGCGGGAGGCGGCUGCCGACAAACAAGUUCUCUUUCAAGUGGACGACAGUAACUUCAUCUCCUGCUUGUCUUUUUCUCUAGCAGACAAUAUAGUAUACUAUAUAAAUAUGCAGGACGAAGGGAGUGCAAAGGUCCAGGGGGUGCCCACUAGUCUAAAGGUUCAGGAACUAUGCAAGCUGAUGGCUCGAAAGGACCUCACGUUACUCAUGCACGAUGGAAAAGAACAACUAAAGAUACUGUUAAGAGCGAUUCCCCAGCUGCAGAAGAUUAGCGCAAAACUGGAGGACCCCAAAGUGGCAAACUGGUUGCUGCAGCCAGACAGGACAAUGAGUUAUCACAAUAUGUGCCAGCAAUUCGCUCCAGAGUGCACUGCCUUAGCGGAUCUAUGUGGUAGCGGUCGUGGUUACAGCAGCUAUGGACUAGAUAGCUCAAGUGCCAUUCUUCCAAAAAUAAGGUCAUCCAUAGAGGCAUGUGUAACUGCGCACAUACUAAAUGGUCAAAUCGAGAAUCUUGGAAGGAUCGGAACGGGUCAAUUGCUAAAGUUUUUCACUGAUGUUGAAAUGCCCAUUCAAAUGACUCUUUGCCACAUGGAGUUUGUUGGCUUCCCAGUCAACGAGCAACGGCUGCAGCGGGUCUGCCAACAGAUGUCAGCGAGCAUGAAGAAGUUAGAGUCAAAGAUAUAUGAGCAACAUGGCUCCCGUUUUAAUCUUGGAUCGACGCAGGCUGUAGGCAAGGUGCUGGGUCUUAACCGUAAGCCCAAUGGACGUGUAACCACCUCACGUCAAGUUUUGGAGAAGUUGGACUCACCCAUUUCAAUUUUGAUACUGGGCCACCGAAAGCUGGGCGGGCUUCUGGCUAAAAGCAUUCAGCCUUUGCUCAAGUGCUGUAGUGCUAACAGAAUUCAUGGCCAGAGCAUUUCUUAUACGGCGACGGGUCGUAUUUCCAUGACAGAGCCUAAUCUUCAAAAUGUGGCAAAAGACUUUGCAAUACAAGUGGGAUCGAAUGCGCUAAAUAUAUCUUGUCGCUCUGCAUUCGCACCGAAUGAUGAGACGAGGUGUCUCCUUUCGGCAGAUUUUUGUCAGCUGGAGAUGAGAAUUCUUGCCCACCUGUCGCAAGACAAGGCUUUAGUGGAAGUCAUGAACUCCCCGCAGGAUUUGUUUAUUGCCAUUGCAGCUCACUGGAACAGGAUCGACGAAUCCCAAGUAUCAGAGCAGUUGCGCAAUGGCACUAAAGAGAUCUGCUACGGAAUUGUAUAUGGCAUGGGUAUACGAUCCCUGGCUGAAUCGUUGAAGUGCAAUGAACAGGAGGCCAGGAUGAUAUCUGAGCAAUUCCAUCAGGCGUAUAAAGGCAUUCGAGAGUACACGCAGAAGGUCGUCAAGUUCGCUCGGAAUAAUGGCUAUGUAGAGACCAUAACAGGACGUCGACGCUACCUAGACCAUGUCAACAGUGCUGAGGAACAGCUGAAAAAUCAGGCAGAGCGUCAGGCCAUUAACUCUACCAUCCAAGGAUCGGCUGCAGACAUUGCGAAGAGCGCAAUGUUAAAAAUGGAAAAGAACAUAGAACGGUACCGAGAUAAGCUGGGUUUGGGGGACAGACCUGUUGACCUGGUGAUGCACCUGCAUGACGAACUUAUCUUCGAGGUGCCUGCAGACAAAGCCAGGAAAAUUGCCAAAGUUCUUAGCCUCACCAUGGAGAACUGCGUAAAGCUUAGUGUGCCGCUCAGGGUUAAGCUGAGAAUUGGGCGUAGUUGGGGUGAAUUGCAGGAGAUUAGGGUGUAGUUUGUAUUAUUUUUUAAUUGUAGUAUUUCAAAUUUUAAAGAAUUUUUAACAAAUUUAUAUGACAGCAUGUUUAAAAUUUUAAGACUG